AUGGCGUCCAACAACCCAGGGCGACGGGACCCCGUUCCCCCUAAGUCCUGCUUGAGAUACGAUGUUAAUGUACUUCAAGACAUUCCUGUAUCACGUUUCGGCGAGGUCUUCAUCACCUUAAAUUCACUUUCACCACCACAUCCCAGCCUCGUUCAGGGAAUAUGGGAAUUCACCGAACCCGAACCCUCAGCAGAAUCACUUGACGCACAGUCACGCCUGGCAUUGAUACAAAACACACGAGGUCUAAGCUACGGCUUCUGCUGGACAGGCCGUGGUCUAUUAGAAGACUCGAUUACCUCCGGCCUGAAGAUGGCUGUAGAGGACCUCGGGGCGACGGUUCCUUUCGAUGUGGCAUUCCAUCCUCAGUCGUUGGACUCAACAGAUUUUUUGUAUAAACGCUCGGGGCUUCGAUACAACGUGUUUAAGACUGUCUUGGAGGCAAUUCGCACCAUGGUUCUUGUGUUAGAGAUUAUUCUGCUGUUAUUGGGUCGCAUACACACCCCUGGAUCCAGAGUAAGGUCUCGCCUUAGUCUUUCCAGAAAAAGCAGGACCUGA
Aspergillus mulundensis is the source of this 555-nucleotide messenger RNA. RefSeq lists its product as uncharacterized. The record is from RefSeq and is a predicted model, not a curated record. Lineage: Eukaryota; Fungi; Ascomycota; Eurotiomycetes; Eurotiales; Aspergillaceae. The transcript has a single exon. Bases 1 to 555 code for a protein of 184 amino acids.